AUGUAUCGCAGCGCUGUCCGCUCGACGCCCCGCGCCUUGAGCGCCGCCCGCCAAUCCGCAAUUCGCGCAGCCCCUCGCCGAUUCGCUUCGACAGCGCCCGCCGACAAGCCCCGGACAUGGAAGAGCUCGGCGUUGAGAUGGGGUGCCGCCUUUGGUGCGCUCUACUGGUACAACACCAGCCCAGUCUUCGCCGAGGAGCCCGUCGCCCGCACGAUUCCCGCGCCCUCCCAGUUUUCCGAUGCCGACCUGACCACCGUUGACGCCAUCGUCGAAGAGAAGCGCAAGCGCGCGAUUGUGAAGGCGGAGCAGCCCAAGCCCGCUCCUGCGGCCGACAACGCACAGGCGAUCCAGACCGAGGGCGAGCCGGCGCCCGGUUCUCCCGAGGCCCUGGAGGCGGAGGCCGACCAGCAGGGUGCUUUCAAUCCCGAGACGGGCGAGAUCAACUGGGACUGCCCGUGCCUCGGCGGCAUGGCCGACGGACCCUGUGGCGAGGAGUUCAAGGCUGCCUUCAGCUGCUUCGUCUACUCCAAGGAGGAGCCCAAGGGCAUGGACUGCAUUGAGAAGUUCCAGGGAAUGCAGACAUGUUUCCGCAAGUACCCCGACGUCUACGGUGCUGAGCUUGCCGACGACGAGGAAGGCCCCGCCCCCGACGAUGCCCAGCCCACUCUCGACGCCAACGCCGAUGCUUCCAUCCCGCCCGCCGCCGAAGAGAAGAAGGAGGCUCCCAAGGAGGCCAAGCAGGAAGCACCCAAGGAGACGAAGACCGAGGCCCCCAAGGCCGAGAUCAAGAGCGACUCUGAGAUCAAGAAGGUCGAGAUCAAGGCCGAGCCCGAGAAGAAGGAGACGGAGAAGAAGACCAAGCCCAAGAAGGCUGUCAAGGUCGACAGCGUUGACCUCACCAAGUCCAACACCGCGGCGACGGAUGCCACUGCGGCGAACGACAACUAA
Messenger RNA from Colletotrichum chrysophilum, 948 nucleotides. RefSeq names its product Oxidoreductase (gene MIA40). The record is from RefSeq and is a predicted model, not a curated record. NCBI's taxonomy places the organism in Eukaryota, Fungi, Ascomycota, Sordariomycetes, Glomerellales, Glomerellaceae. The coding region runs from base 1 to 948 and encodes 315 amino acids. The transcript has 3 exons. Gene Ontology annotation, biological process: protein import into mitochondrial intermembrane space. Gene Ontology annotation, molecular function: protein-disulfide reductase activity. Gene Ontology annotation, cellular component: mitochondrial intermembrane space.